UAUCCUUGUACAAUAAAACCAUCCUAAUCUCCUCCUAGAAACCCAAAGGAAAAAUAAUAACAACCAAGCUCCGGCACGCCUUGCUUUGUAGCUCCACAAUGUUGCCUUACGAGACUAUAGGCGAGGCGGAAACAGCCUUAAACCGAACGCUGACCAUUGCAGAAACUCUUUGGUUUAACUACUCAACUAAUAAAUCAGAUUUCUUAUUGCAUUGUCACAACAUCAUCUUCCUCUACACCAUUUUUACUGUAAUGCCUCUACCUCUCGUCAUCGUCGAGCUUCUUGGCGCGGCCAAGAUUGCGCGGUACAAAAUCCAGCCUAAAGUCAGGUUAUCAUUUGCUGAAAUCAUGUCUUGCUAUACGGCCGUUGUCAACUUAUUUUUCAUCGUCGUAGGUCCGCUUCAACUGGUGUCCUACCCUGCUUACAAGUUUAUUGGGAUAAGGACAGGAUUGUCAUUGCCAUCAGGAUGGGAAAUGUUGAUGCAAUUAGUAGUAUAUAUGUUAGUUGAGGACUACACAAGUUAUUGGCUUCAUAGACUCUUGCAUUCAAAAUGGGGGUAUGAGAACAUUCAUAAGGUGCAUCAUGAGUUUACCGCACCUAUUGGUUUUGCAGCUCCCUAUUCACAUUGGUCCGAAAUCUUGAUCCUUGGGUUUCCAGCGUUUCUUGGCCUGGCCAUUGUUCCGGGUCAUAUCACUACGUUCUUGUUGUGGAUGGUCUUAAGACACAUACAGGCUAUUGAAAUUCAUAGCGGAUAUGACUUUCCAUGGGCGCUAACAAAGUAUAUUCCGUUCUAUGGUGGCACGGAGUACCAUGAUUACCAUCACUACGUUGGAGAACAAAGCCAUAGCAAUUUUGCUUCGCUCUUCACUUACUGUGAUUACCUCUAUGGGACUGAUAAGGGAUACCGUCACCAGAAGAAGUUCCUUGCAAAGUCGAAAGAAAAUUCGAGCAGCAACGGCCAACAACAAGGGCUCAAAUUCGACUAGGGAUAUAUUUGCCACUCAUUGUAUCGAUCGAGAUCAAGGCUGAGUGAUUAUAAACAAAUAAAGCUUGCCUAUGCUUAGCUGCUGGUCCAAUGU
Molecule: messenger RNA, 1079 nt
Organism: Chenopodium quinoa (quinoa)
Lineage: Eukaryota; Viridiplantae; Streptophyta; Magnoliopsida; Caryophyllales; Amaranthaceae
Product: methylsterol monooxygenase 1-1-like
Exons: 5
Coding region: 99-986 (295 amino acids)
Biological process (GO): sterol biosynthetic process
Molecular function (GO): C-4 methylsterol oxidase activity; iron ion binding
Source: RefSeq, a predicted model, not a curated record